UCACAGGAGCCAUUGACGGGAGAAGACAAGGCGUUCAUGGUGGAAUUUACCUCAGGCAAGAUCGAACAGCAGGAAUAAAAGAGAGCGAGAAAGAGAAAGGAGCGCACCGGGAGGGCUAGAAGGGGCAGCCCUCCGCACCCCGUCUCCGCCCGCUGUCUCGGGGAGCUCUGGGCCCUGCCUGCCGACCCCUCCCCCCCUUCCCACCGCCCCUCAGCCCUCCGCCGGGUCUGCUAGAGCCCCGCACGAUUGUUCCGCGAAAGCGUGGAGGCUAUGGGCUUGUCCAUGGAGUCAGGCACCUUUUUCGAUCCAGUCGAGGAAGAGGAUUUGUUUUCGAAAUCGGAGUGAAGGAAGCACCGAAGCGAAACUUAAGGAAUCCUGCCUUUCCGGAGCCGCGGGCGAUGCGACUCGGGCAGCCGGGCGCCGCCGUCGCCCGCCCGGCUUCGCCCUUCCCGGCAGCCGGGAACUAGUUCUGAUCCUCGUCCUCCCCUCCUCCCGACCCCGUCGAAUCCCCGCCCUCUGCCCCUCUACACCCUGGAUAUGUUUUCUCCCAGACCUGGAUAUUUUUUUGAUAUUGUGAAACUACGAGGGAAAUAACUUGGGGGAUUUCUUCUUGGCUCCCUCCUCCCCACGGACAUGCGUUCAGUUUGGUGGGCCGAGGCACCCCGUCCUAGGCGAAUGAACCCCUCCAACCUCGAGGGAGAGAAAUGAAGGGAAUUUCUGCAGCGGAAUAUAAGCUCUGCAGCUAGGUCCUCUCAUCUGCCAUUUGUCCUUUCAAACUGCAUUGUAAUACGGGCAGGAUAAGUCAACGAGAGAGAAGACAAGCCUCCUGGCCGCGUUUCUCCGCCCGUAUCUACUUUCCAUAUUUCUUUUUUUUUUUUUUUUUGCCUUCCUGCUUCUUGGCUGGCUCAGGGAUGACUUCCUCGCUGCAGCGGCCCUGGCGGGUGCCCUGGCUACUGCGGACCAUCCUGCUGGUCAGCACUGCGGCCGCUUCCCAGAAUCAAGAACGGCUAUGUGCAUUUAAAGACCCAUACCAACAAGACCUCGGGAUAGGUGAGAGUCGAAUCUCUCAUGAAAAUGGGACAAUAUUGUGCUCAAAAGGUAGCACCUGCUAUGGCCUUUGGGAGAAAUCUAAAGGGGACAUAAAUCUCGUAAAACAAGGAUGUUGGUCUCACAUUGGAGAUCCCCAAGAGUGUCACUACGAAGAAUGUGUAGUAACCACCACUCCUCCCUCAAUUCAGAAUGGAACAUACCGUUUCUGCUGUUGUAGCACAGAUUUAUGUAAUGUCAACUUUACUGAGAAUUUUCCACCUCCUGACACAACACCACUCAGUCCACCUCAUUCAUUUAACCGAGAUGAGACAAUAAUCAUUGCUUUGGCUUCAGUCUCUGUACUAGCUGUUUUGAUAGUUGCCUUAUGCUUUGGAUACAGAAUGUUGACAGGAGACCGUAAACAAGGUCUUCACAGUAUGAACAUGAUGGAGGCAGCAGCAUCAGAGCCCUCUCUUGACCUAGAUAAUCUGAAACUGUUGGAGCUGAUUGGCCGGGGUAGAUAUGGAGCAGUAUAUAAAGGUUCCUUGGAUGAACGUCCAGUUGCUGUAAAAGUAUUUUCCUUUGCAAACCGUCAAAAUUUUAUCAAUGAGAAAAAUAUUUACAGAGUGCCUUUGAUGGAACAUGACAACAUUGCUCGCUUUAUAGUUGGAGAUGAGAGACUCAUUGCAGAUGGACGCACAGAGUGUUUGCUCGUGAUGGAGUAUUAUCCCAAUGGAUCUCUGUGCAAGUAUUUGAGUCUCCAUACAAGUGACUGGGUAAGCUCUUGCCGUCUGGCUCAUUCUGUGACUAGAGGACUGGCUUAUCUUCAUACCGAAUUACCACGUGGAGAUCAUUAUAAACCUGCAAUUUCCCAUCGAGAUUUAAACAGCAGAAACGUCUUGGUGAAAAAUGACGGAACCUGUGUUAUUAGUGACUUUGGCUUGUCCAUGAGGCUGACUGGAAAUAGACUGGUGCGCCCAGGGGAAGAAGAUAAUGCAGCCAUAAGUGAAGUUGGUACAAUCAGAUAUAUGGCACCAGAAGUGCUAGAAGGAGCUGUGAACCUGAGGGACUGUGAAUCAGCCUUGAAACAAGUAGACAUGUAUGCACUUGGACUAAUCUAUUGGGAGAUAUUCAUGAGAUGUACAGACCUCUUCCCAGGGGAAUCUGUACCAGAAUACCAGAUGGCUUUUCAGACAGAAGUUGGAAACCAUCCUACUUUUGAGGAUAUGCAGGUUCUUGUGUCUAGGGAAAAACAGAGACCCAAAUUCCCAGAAGCCUGGAAAGAAAAUAGCCUGGCAGUGAGGUCACUCAAGGAGACAAUCGAAGACUGUUGGGACCAGGAUGCAGAAGCUCGGCUUACUGCACAGUGUGCUGAGGAGAGGAUGGCUGAACUUAUGAUGAUAUGGGAAAGAAACAAAUCUGUGAGCCCAACAGUCAAUCCAAUGUCUACUGCUAUGCAGAAUGAGCGCAACCUUUCACAUAAUAGGCGUGUGCCAAAAAUUGGUCCUUAUCCAGAUUAUUCUUCCUCCUCGUACAUUGAAGACUCUAUCCAUCACACUGACAGCAUUGUGAAGAAUAUUUCUUCUGAGCAUUCAAUGUCUAGCACACCUUUGACUAUAGGCGAAAAAAAUCGAAACUCAAUUAAUUAUGAACGUCAACAAGCACAAGCUCGAAUCCCCAGCCCUGAAACGAGUGUCACUAGCCUGUCCACCAACACAACAACCACAAACACCACUGGCCUCACUCCAAGUACUGGCAUGACCACUAUAUCUGAGAUGCCAUAUCCAGAUGAAACAAAUCUGCAUGCCACAAAUGUUGCACAGUCAAUUGGGCCAACCCCUGUCUGCUUACAGCUAACGGAAGAAGACUUGGAGACCAAUAAGCUAGACCCAAAAGAAGUUGAUAAGAACCUCAAGGAAAGCUCAGAUGAGAAUCUCAUGGAGCAUUCUCUUAAACAGUUCAGUGGGCCAGAUCCACUGAGCAGUACCAGUUCUAGCUUACUUUACCCACUCAUAAAGCUUGCAGUAGAAGUGACUGGACAGCAGGAGUUCACACAAGCUGCAAAUGGCCAAGCAUGUUUAAUUCCUGAUGUUCUGCCUGCUCAGAUCUAUCCUCUCCCCAAGCAACAGAACCUUCCUAAGAGACCUACUAGUUUGCCUUUGAACACCAAAAAUUCAACAAAGGAGCCCCGGCUAAAAUUUGGCAGCAAGCACAAAUCAAACUUGAAACAAGUAGAAACUGGAGUUGCCAAGAUGAAUACAAUCAAUGCAGCAGAACCUCAUGUGGUGACAGUCACCAUGAAUGGUGUGGCAGGUAGAAACCACAGUGUUAACUCCCAUGCUGCCACAACCCAGUAUGCCAAUGGGAUGGUACCAUCUGGCCAGACAACCAACAUAGUGGCACAUAGGGCCCAAGAAAUGCUGCAGAAUCAAUUUAUUGGUGAGGAUACCCGGCUGAAUAUUAAUUCUAGUCCUGAUGAACAUGAACCUUUACUGAGACGAGAGCAACAGGCGGGCCAUGAUGAAGGUGUUCUGGAUCGUCUUGUGGACAGGAGGGAACGGCCACUAGAAGGUGGCCGAACUAAUUCCAAUAACAACAACAGCAAUCCAUGUUCAGAACAAGAUGUUCUUACACAGGGUGUUCCAAGCACAGUAGCAGAUCCUGGGCCAUCAAAGCCCAGAAGAGCACAGAGGCCUAAUUCUCUUGAUCUUUCAGCCACAAAUGUCCUGGAUGGCAGCAGUAUGCAGAGUGAGUCAACACAAGAUGGCAAAUCAGGAUCAGGUGAAAAGAUCAAGAAACGUGUGAAAACUCCCUAUUCUCUUAAGCGGUGGCGCCCCUCUACCUGGGUCAUCUCCACUGAACCACUGGACUGUGAGGUCAACAACAAUGGCAGUGACAGGGCAGUUCAUUCCAAAUCCAGCACUGCUGUUUAUCUUGCAGAAGGAGGCACUGCCACAACCAUGGUGUCUAAAGAUAUAGGAAUGAACUGUCUGUGAAGCCUAUGGAGUGAAAUUAUAUUUUGCAUCAUUUAAACAUGCAGAGACAUUAAAAAAAAAAAAACCUGCUUUAUCCUUUUGUCAGCACCGCCUCCCACCCCUGUAACAAGGACUUGCUUUAAAUAGAUUUCAGCUAUGCAGAAAAAUUUAGCUUAUGCUUCCAUAUUUUUUAAUUUUGUUUUUUAAG
This is a messenger RNA of Propithecus coquereli (Coquerel's sifaka), 4212 nucleotides long. RefSeq names its product bone morphogenetic protein receptor, type II (serine/threonine kinase) (gene BMPR2). Gene Ontology annotation, molecular function: transforming growth factor beta receptor activity; ATP binding. The transcript has 13 exons. Gene Ontology annotation, cellular component: plasma membrane; signaling receptor complex. Gene Ontology annotation, biological process: protein phosphorylation; cellular response to growth factor stimulus; BMP signaling pathway. NCBI's taxonomy places the organism in Eukaryota, Metazoa, Chordata, Mammalia, Primates, Indriidae. The record is from RefSeq and is a predicted model, not a curated record. The coding region runs from base 912 to 4025 and encodes 1037 amino acids.